Helianthus annuus (common sunflower) is the source of this 687-nucleotide messenger RNA. RefSeq lists its product as uncharacterized. Gene Ontology annotation, cellular component: chloroplast thylakoid. Bases 79 to 534 code for a protein of 151 amino acids. The record is from RefSeq and is a predicted model, not a curated record. NCBI's taxonomy places the organism in Eukaryota, Viridiplantae, Streptophyta, Magnoliopsida, Asterales, Asteraceae. The transcript is spliced from 2 exons.
AACGCUCAUCUGAUGAAAAUCUUAUUUGGCCACAAAAUACCACUAACCAGUUGAGAUCAUCGUUUUCGCUCAUCAACCAUGUAUUGCAGAAGCACAAAUCUCCUCCUAAACCCCAUCUCUCACCGCACCCCACAAUGCCCCAAAUCCCCACCACCUCCAUCAAUCCAAUUCAACAGUCAAAGCCGGCGACAAUUGCUAUUAUUACUAACAGCAACGACGGCCGUUACGGCAAUGGAGACGCCGUCAAUGGCAGCGGACAUAGGGCUGUUUGGAUUGAGGAAGAAGCUUAAGAAGGCCGAGGAGGAAGCGGAGGUGAUCGUGAAGGAAGGGUUUGAAGCGGCGGAGAAGGGGGUUGAGGCGGCGGAGAAGGGGGUUGAGGCGGUGGAGAGAGAGGUUGAGGCGGCGGAGAAGGAGGUGAGUUUUGGGUUUGGUGGUGGUUUGACGCAGGCUGGUGUGGUGGUUGGGGCGGAGGCGGUUGGGGUUUUGGUUGCCACGUCGAUUGUUAAUGGAAUAUUAGGGCCGGAAUCGAGUUGAUGAAGUUUUGAUUUCUGGUAAUUAAGUUGUUGUUGUUGUUUAAGUUCAAUCACUUAUUUGAAUUGCAUUGUAUGGUAUGUAUAUCAGGUAAGAGUAAUUAUGUCUUAAUAAUAUGUCUUGAGUGGGUUAUUUUUUUAGAACGGCUAACUUACA